AGAGGAUCGAAGAAAGAGAUAUACCCAACGGCGAAGCUCAGAAGAUAGAAACCGCUUUUACCAUCAACACACAGAAAGUUAAGCAGAUGACUUUAAAGGUUUUUAAGUAAAUAUGUCGUAUUUCCGCGCUAUCAUACUCAUGGCGUCGCUAAAAGUAACGUUGACAACCGGCCUAUCUACCAAUAAAAUGCAAGGAAAAGUUCUCCGGAAUCACGUGAUCGAGACAGUCCACGGAACCUGGGGCACGUGUCUGACACGUUGCAGUCAACUGACGGAGUGUCGCAGCAUCAACUUCUACCGCCAUCACGACAAGUGUGUCAUGAGUAACGCAACGCACCUGUCACACCCGCGUGACAUGAAGAAAGUGCCGGAUGGAGAUUACCUACACUACUUUCUCCACCAACACAUGUGCGCCCAAGACAUAUGCUGCUCACCGCCAUGUGAUCAGCUCUGUCGCUUAUAUGAGCAUCAAGAUCGGAUCAAUACGCGAUGUAUACCUUGUAACGAUGAGCCAUUUGGAGUAGAGGACGGCAGAAUAGCCGACCACCAAAUGUCAGCUUCAUCUGAAUAUCAAGGUUCUGUUUUCAUGGAGGCACAUUUUGGUCGCCUUAACGCUGAAUACCCUUCCUGGGCGGCAAAACAUCUUGUCGAGGGGGAGUACCUACAGGUUGAUUUAGGCCGCGAUGCGCGGGUCGGUCAGGUUUCCACACAGGGUAGUCCUAAAUGGGAGUUGCAGCAAUGGGUGACGUCAUACCGGCUUGCUGCGAGUGAUGACGGGACUGUGUGGAUGGAUUACCAGAGAGAUGAAGGCCCUGUGGUGUUCCAGGCAAACCAAGACCCAAAUGGCAUAGUGACAAAUACGCUGAGACCCCGGAUGCAAGGUCGCUCAGUCAGGGUUGUCGUCCUCACUUACAACAUCUUUAUUUCUCUGAGGAUCGAGUUGUACGGCUGCUAUUUACACUAAGUGAUCGAUUAGUGACAGUAAAUCGAGUUGUAGGCUGUUAGUGACAGUAAAUCGAGUUGUACAUCUGCUAUAUACUAUUAAGUGUUCGAUUAGUGACAGCAAAUCGAGUUGUAUGCUGCUAUAUACACUAAGUGCUUGAUUCAAGGGCGUAGCCAGGGGGGUGGACUAGGGGGACGCCCCCCCCCUUUAAGCAGCCAAAAAUACAGUAAAUGUAUGAAACAUGAUCUAAAAUACAUGAAAAAUGCCUUGAAAGUCCCUUUUGGCCCCCCUCCUAUUAAAAAUCCUUGCUACGCCGCUGAGAUUAGUGACAGUGAAUCGAGUUGUACAGCUGCUAUAUACACUGUUGGAUAAGUGACAGUAAAUCUAGCAUUUACUACUGGCAUUUUGCAAAAUGUUAUACCGUAAAAAGGGGGUACCGGUUGCCUCCCCUCAUCAUGUUCACCUUUUUUUCUCAUUAAAGCUCUUCUUGGA
This is a messenger RNA of Nematostella vectensis (starlet sea anemone), 1435 nucleotides long. Its product is annotated as lactadherin. The transcript has 4 exons. Lineage: Eukaryota; Metazoa; Cnidaria; Anthozoa; Actiniaria; Edwardsiidae. Bases 113 to 964 code for a protein of 283 amino acids. The record is from RefSeq and is a predicted model, not a curated record.